Messenger RNA from Populus euphratica (Euphrates poplar), 1118 nucleotides. Its product is annotated as non-specific lipid transfer protein GPI-anchored 2-like. The coding region runs from base 290 to 991 and encodes 233 amino acids. Lineage: Eukaryota; Viridiplantae; Streptophyta; Magnoliopsida; Malpighiales; Salicaceae. The record is from RefSeq and is a predicted model, not a curated record. The transcript is spliced from 3 exons.
CAAACCUCAGCUAUCAACCUCUGUUAAUCUCGUGUCUCAAUCCUUGAGGGCUUUCAGAAGUUUAAAAGCCUUAACUUUCACACCAUAGACGGUGAGAAAGUGGAAGGGAAGGCAUCUGUUGACAAAACAAUUCUUAGAACUUUGGUGGUAGUUGUGUAUUUAUUGAUUUCCGCUGGCAAGUAGUGUUGCUAUCUGAUCUCCAUAUAUAACCUUCUAAACCUGCUUUCCUUCACAAAAUUAACAGCAUAAUACUCGCUUGUGUCCACAUAAGAAAAGGGAAGGAAGAAAAAUGUCGAAACCAGGCAUCACCACCGUCAUUCUGACCCUAGCCCUCAUUUCAACAGUGCCAGCAAAUAUGGCAGCAGCCCCGGCCCCGGCGGAAGCACCUGCACCUGUUUCAGGUCUUGGUUCGGCCACCCCGGCUCCCGUGGAAGCACCUCCACCUGUUUCAGGUCUUGGUCCGGCCACCCCGGUUCCCGUGGAAGCACCGGCACCUGUUUCAGGUCUUGGUCCUGCAGCAUCUGGACCAGCCCCUGGUAAUGAUUGUAUAACACCAGUGCUGAAUGCGUCUGAUUGUUUGGACUAUGUGACAACAGGAAGUAACUUGACCGUUCCUGACAAGAAUUGCUGUCCUGAGAUUGCUGGGUUGAUAGAGAGCAAUAUUUUAUGUUUGUGUCAGUUGCUUAGUGGUGAUGUUGCUAAGCAAUAUGGACUCUCAAUUGAUUACGGCAGAGCUGUUAAGCUUCCUGCAGUUUGCAAGAUUGCUAAUGUUCCUUCAGCCUCCUUGUGCUCAGUUGUGGGAUACCCAGUACCUGCUCCUGCAAGCGGUCCAUCAACAGGCUUACCACCCCUAGUCCCAGCUGCUGAGUCUCCGGGAGGAUUAGCGGCAAGCCCAUCAGCAGGAGAAAAUGAUGCAGCUUCAAGCAUUGCAGGCUCAGCUUUUGCCGUCUUUGGUGGCUUAGCAUUUUCAAUUCUUUCAACAUUGUUCUGAGUUUUUUCCUCCCUUGUAGCUGUUCAUUUAAGUCUCGCCAUUUUAUUAAAUACUGUAACCAUGAGAUCUUGUAUGUCUAGCAGCCAAAUAAAGUGUGGGAUUUAUUGAAUUUAUUUCAUUAAAAAAA